AUUUCUUUUUAAAAAAUAAGCGUUGGAAGUGGCGCCAUUACACAGAAAUUUCGAAAAGAGCACAACGGUUCUCGUUGUAGUCAAGCCAUACACCCGUAUUUCACAGGUCAUACCUUGCAAGGUUACAUCUUGCCACUUGAUUCCUUUUUUUUAUUACAUCUUUAGACAAACAGCGCGCCUCGGUCUUCUAAUCAGGUCAUUCGGCUGGCUGCUUUUAGUAGGGUAAUAACGCUGACCUCGUAAAGUAAUUUACAUGCAUACAUUCCUUUCAAACGAGGAAACAAGUGUACUGAAUGACUCCGUCGACUUCCUUGUAUAGCUCAUGUUAAUUUGACUUCGUACCUUCUCAGCCUCGAACUGUCCCAUUUUUGUCUCUGGCUGGAUGGAUGUUUUGCCGCUCUAGCGGAUGGACAACGGUAUAUAUAAAGCAUCAAAGUACGCUUUUUUGCAAGUUAACUUUCCCGCAAUGUCAGCGCUCAACAUUCAAAACUACCUUCAAGCUUAUGCAACCUGGUUUGCUAUGAACCCCAUCUUUAUCAACCAUGGAUUCCAACUGUUGAGAAGGCAUCUAAAUCUGGAUACAUCCAACAAUGUCCAUCUUCACUUUCUGUCAGACGCUAGUCAUCAAAUUGACAUGAGGAACUGCGUAGACCUGGUUUACAUCAAGAUUUGGUGCAAUGAUCUGGUCCCUACUGCAAACCCAUUGACUAUGGAUCUUCCGGAAGGCGCAAGGGUGUACAUUGGACAAACCGCCAAUCCACGGGCCAGGGAACAUGCUUUGCAACCUUAUAUCUCGGCUUUUGGAGUUCCUACACUUCAUUUGUGUGUUGCCCAUAAUUUGUCCCAGUACCAUCGUGAUGCCCUGGAAUGUGCCAUAAUAGCUUGGUUCACAUUGUUUCUUGGACUGGCUGUCUUGAAUAAGUCUCCUUAUGGAAACUACAUCUACCGAGAAGUAAAUCCAAAUGCUACUGUUGAUGAGAUAUUGCCAAGUGACUAUCGUGCGGUUCAUUCCUUCAGCAACUGGAGGCUCACGAUUGUCGUUGGUACAGCUCCUCCCGCCGGCGUAGCGUUGGCGGCAGCAUAUCGAGACAGAAUGGAGCGACAUCCGCUCAUGAAUUGGGACGCGUUUCCUAAUACCGGGUUGGGGAUGUUACGAUUCAAUCUAGUUCAAUAUGCUCUUCCUCCUUUCAUCAAUCACUAUCCUGAUGAUGUAAGUCGAGGCAUUGACGACUGGUAUCCGCAUUUUGAUCAAGAAAAAGUCAAUAACGCUGAUCGAAACUUAAAGCAAUCUAUGAGGGAACACUCCAGACCAAUUGCUCUCAUGCUCGGUGCUAGACCGACACGACUUGUUGACGGUAGCCUCCGUAACAACUUCAUGAGUGACCGAUGCGGACGGCUGAAUUUCUCGCGCCUGAAUUCUGGUCGCUUCAUUGCCAUGCUGUGGAUGCCCGAUCCUAGCCACUACAGACACUUCAGGCUCCAAGACAAGAUGUUCGGCGUUGAGCUGUACACAUUAGCUAGCAAAGCGAUUUACACCCUUGAAGAGAAAUUCUUAUCGGGACGUGAUGGACGGGCUGAUGAGCAGGAUGACUUUGGUUUUACCAGCCUUGAAGUUGAAAUGCUACAGUUUUGGUGGGAUUCUCAUCCACUUUGUGCCAAGAUAAGGCAGCUAUGUCUCAAAGUGGCAUUAAUCCCUACAUCUUACAAAACAGCAUGGACCGGCACCUUACCUGUAGUGAAUACUGGCUUGUUUGAUUCGGUUCCCACGAAUUUAUGGUCAACUUUGCCAACAACCUACGUCGAUAUCGACAUGUUAACCAUUCCGGGAGACACAUCCUUAUAUGUAGAUAAAACUGAGGAAGGCUUGACACUGCCCACAGAUACGCUUGUUUUGUCUGGGAGACAGGAUCAAAGUGACGAGCCAGCUACAGUGUCUAUCGAAGGUACCAUACGGCAUGAUACAAGAAUCAUCCGUAUGGCUACCCGAGAUAAUCCCAAUUUUUCGGUUUUGUCUACUGCUGAGCAAGUCCAAGUUGUUCGACGAGCCAUCGGUCAGUAUGCGCGAAUUUUGAACGUUGGUUUCAAGGAUAAACGCAUUGCCGAAGGACACUUUCAUCCUCUGCCUGAUGAACCUGAAGAUGUUCAAGUCGCUAGGUCCAGGCGCGAAUACUACGACCAGCAAAGCCACACCAUCAGGGGAAAUCAAUUUUUGUCAACUUGUUCCUUAUGUAACUUCCACUUGCCGGCAAGAACAUAUACAAGAAACAGGAGUAUCUUAUUUUCCUCUGGAUGCCUCUGCGGUCGGACACGUUUCAUAGAGGGCUGUCAUUUUGUCCAAGGGCAGAUUCCACUGAAAACGUUUCCGGAUAACAAUGUCUUCAUCCACCACAUAAUGCAUCUGCCGGUACCACUUGUUAUAAAUCACAAACAGCUUGUGGUCUCGGUGAUCGACUUUCUAGAAACUGAAGGAACAACUUACUUUCAGUCUCAAGCUCAGCCGAUCAUCGAGAUAUAUGGCGCUGUCUUUGCAAAUUACAAAGCGUAUCGAAACCAGGAAAAAGAACACAAAACUCUGUCGACGGCUUUUUCACGCAUGGUGAACCAAUUGUACAGAGAUUUGAGAACUAUAACUGGAUUCGAAACAAUUGGCCCUAGAUCCACCUCUCGUGCUCCUAAACCGAUCGAGAGAGCUGCUUACGGAACUGGCACGCCAAACAAGUUCACUCUUUAUUCAUUUGGUGCGUUGACAGAGGGUUCGCUGGAAGAAGUUGCAACCACGGAAAUGGAGACAUUGGAAGACAUGGAUUUUUGCCAGUAUGGAAGUCGCCUGACGGAGCUAGCGCAGCAAAAGAGAGCUGAAAGAGACGCAGCUGCUGGUGGAUCUGGACAAGCUGAAGGAUCUGGAAGAGCAGGUCCGUCUGGAUCAUAACUAUCACUUGUUUCAAAAUAAAAUACAAUGUAUUAUUUGCC
Molecule: messenger RNA, 2970 nt
Organism: Umbelopsis ramanniana AG
Lineage: Eukaryota; Fungi; Mucoromycota; Umbelopsidomycetes; Umbelopsidales; Umbelopsidaceae
Exons: 3
Coding region: 407-2929 (840 amino acids)
Source: RefSeq, a predicted model, not a curated record